AUGCCGCAUUCGCUAUUUGAAUUAGAAAACAAGCUUGCGACAGCACUAGUUGGUCUCUUCUCUGUUGUCGGGGCGUUGUUCCUUGCGAACAAAACGCUAAGUUUUCUGAACCUUUUACUCGACAUUUAUGUUAGAUCUGGAAAGAGGUUGGAACAAUUUGGUGCUGGAAAAGGAGCAUGGGCCGUUAUCACCGGCGCUUCUGACGGUAUUGGAAAGGAAUUCGCGUACCAGCUUGCUGCAGCUAAGUUUAACAUCCUUCUUAUCUCUCGCACUCGUUCUAAGCUCGAAAGCUUGGCAAGCGAGAUAGAGGGCAAAUAUGGUGUUCAAACCCAAAUAUAUGCUAUGGACUUUACUAAGGGGGAUUUACAAGAUUACGAAAAUCUGAAAGAAGUCAUCAACCAGCUUGAUAUUGGAGUUUUAAUAAACAAUGUCGCCACUAAUCAUGAAAUUCCUACCCCAUUUAUUAUGGAAUCUGAAGAGCUUAUUAACAAUAUUGUCGAAGUGAAUAUUGCAGGCACUCUUCGCAUCACCAAGAUGAUUGUAAAUGUUAUGGCAGCCAAGAAUCGCGGCCUCAUUUUGAACAUCGGCUCCUUUGCAGGCUAUGUUCCUUCACCAUACUUGUCUGUUUAUUCUGGAUCAAAAGCUUUUCUGAGCACAUGGUCGCAAGCCCUGGGUGCUGAACUCAAACCCAAAGGCAUAGUGGUGCAGAAUGUCAACACUUAUUUUGUUGUUACCGGCAUGUCAAAAAUUCGACGAUCGAAUUUCCUUACACCGUAUCCAAAGCCAUAUGUUCGAGCUGUUUUAUCUAAAAUUGGAGUCCCUUGUGGGUCAGAGUAUCCAUACACGUCUGCUUCUUAUCCUUCUCACGGAUUAGCCAACUGGCUGAUUGCCAAUGCAUUCUCGUGGAGCUGGUGGGAAGCUCGUAAUUUAGAAAUCCAUAUUGAUGUAAGGAAACGCGCCCUACGAAAGCGCGAGCGUGAAGCAGCAGCAGCAAAAUCUCAGUAG
Paraglomus brasilianum is the source of this 1005-nucleotide messenger RNA. The record is from the annotation of a GenBank genome assembly. Lineage: Eukaryota; Fungi; Glomeromycota; Glomeromycetes; Paraglomerales; Paraglomeraceae.